CGUCUUUUCAUAUCACAGAAGUUAACGACGCGCACUGAUAUCCAAAAACCAGCUUACGGAAUUCCCUUGCAUAACCCUUUUCCGUCAAGCCGUGUGGGGUGUCGUACUCAACAAGUAUCUGCGGUUGGCUCUAACGCCAGACAAUGUCAUGCCCAUUCUGUGGAGAAGAUGCUGUCAUUAAAGAUAAGAUAGGAGCACACGAACAAUCCAUUUGUUCCGAGUGUGGUUUGGUUGUGUCUGACCAAACUUUCGAGGAUAGUUCCGAUUGUUACUUCAACGCUCCGUCACUCGGUGCCUUGCCGACAGGGGCAAGCGCAAGUAUACUCGCUGCGAAGAGAGACGCCGAUAAGAAAACUGAAUUUGUCAGUCCGGUUGGUGUCGAGGAAAUAACCUGUAUAUGCAAUGCAAUGGGUGUCAGCAGUUCCUUGAAGGAGGAAGGAAUGUUGAUACAUGCCGACGCUUGUAAACACCCAGAUAUGGAGGUUAGAAACAGAUCGAAACAGUUCAAGGAAUCUUUGGGUGCCUGCUGUAUGUAUAUUGUUUUACGCCGACACGAGUAUCCAAUCACUGCAAGGGAAAUGACGAGCACAAGAAAACUCCCCAUCAAUAAUUUUAUAUUGAUGUUGAGGCGUAUGAAACAGAUAAUGAAGAUUGAGAUGCCAAGAUGGAGCAUAGGUCAACUCACAGCCCACACGCUGCAGAAAGCAAAUUUUGAUAGAGGGGUUAUUGAAAGGACCCAAAAACUCAUGCAGAUAUGUGAUAAAUGUUGGCUCAUUAGUGGGCGAAGUCCUGAAGCUAUUAUUGUCAUAGCAUCCUACUUUGCCUGGUUGUCUUUUCAGAAAUCUGAUGUCAGUUUGUCGUCAUUUUGCAAGACAAAUCACCUCCGUCUUCCAAAAAGUAAUGGCACUCUGAAAAGAAUGAAGGAUAUUUUGCUUGCAAUGGCAGAACGUAUCCCAUGGAUUCAGAGCAUGAAGCCGUCACGGCUGCGCUACUACAUUGAAGAUAUAGUUAAAUACAAAGCUAGUCUAAUGAGAAAAGCCUUUGCUGAUUCUCCAUUGUCUGUGGAAGAAAAUGGGGAGUCGGCUGACAUGGCGCAUGGUGGAACAGAACUGUGUUUGAGGCCACCGUUAAGUAGAAAGAGGAAGCUUGAGGACAGCAGCCCAGAUGUCAGAAGUAAUGAUGAAAUUGAUGCUGAGAUAUCUGCCAAAUAUGGACAUGUGAUCAACUCUUCUGAAAUUGAUCCUAAUGAAUUUGCAGAUGAAAUGGACAUGUACAUCAAGACAGAGAAAGAAAAGGAAGAUGUUAAACUGAUUAGCUGUAUUGGUGGCAAUUUACAGCCAGUGGACAAGUCAUGAGUACCAAGUUUCAGUCAGUGUGAUAGGCCAAAAAACUGAACUUUUGUAUGAUCUCCCUAAAUCUCAGGAAGCUAGUGCAGAACAUUUUGUUACACAUAUGUUAGUAUUAAAUGACACAUGGACUAUUUUGUUAAGUUGAAUUCCUGUAACUUGCAUAUUGCUAGAGUAAAAACAUCUGGUUGUACCAUGGACACUUAUUACUAUGUUCAGGGUCCAUGGUUGUACAUGUAACGGAGAAGGACAGGAAAUCCAGCAGGCAGCCUGUGCCACUACAUUUAAAUCUGCUUGUCCGAAACUGUCCACUAGAAUUUCAGUAAAUGGAUUAGUAUUGACCAUAUUGAAAGACCUGCCUCAACCGAAUGAAUUUUACUCAAUGUGACUUCAGACUACUAGUCGACAGUGGAAGCAGUUUCCAACCACAUUCUGCUAGUCAAUAAGAAUUUCUACUUACCUCUUGUUUAAAUAGUUAACAGGAGGGCACAGAUGUCGCACUCACAGGGUUUUAGGUUCCCUCAUUUUUUAGGACAUUGCCAUCCAAAAUUGUUUUAUUCAAAUUUGUUCAUGAUAUGGAACAGGAUAGAAGAAAGUCCUCUGAAAAAUAUAUAUAAAAUCAUGAAAAUGUUCUUACGUCAUUUGGUACUCUCAAAAUUACUGAAUCAGAACACCUAGUCUGUCUGCCUGGUACACUUGAUUGUCAACAUGAUGAGGUACUUUGGUGUUUUUGUUCUGAAGUACCAGUAUGGUGUCAUACAUAUAUACAAUGUUGCAACAGAUGCAUGACCUUCACACUGGACUUGCCUCCCACUUUAAGAUGACCUGGUGAUAUAUAUGAAAUACUGUUUGUGUUAAGUGAUGUUAAACACAACACUCUAGUUACAGAUAAAUGAUAUGUUGUAACAAUAUCAAUGUAAUCAUGGUAAUAAUAAUAAAAGAAUGAUGGAAAUUUAUAUGAAAAAGUGUCGAAGGUUAAAGGUUACCUGGAUCACAAGCUGUUUCUCUGUGAUUAUCAUUAGAGUUCCAACGAUGUGCCAAUCUGUUUUACAGAGGUGCUAGAUUGUUAUAUGAAAUAAUUUGUGUGUGUGACCAGCUGUUUAUAGUGUAUACAUGGUAAAACAAGUCUUUUGUACAGUUUUUUACUUAAGAUUGCAAGAUUUUAUAAGUUGACAUUUAUUGUGUUUUUGUUGGACAUGUUGAAGAAUAAAUGUUUCAGUAUAAUGUAAA
This is a messenger RNA of Haliotis rufescens (red abalone), 2576 nucleotides long. Its product is annotated as transcription factor IIIB 50 kDa subunit-like. Gene Ontology annotation, cellular component: nucleus; transcription preinitiation complex. NCBI's taxonomy places the organism in Eukaryota, Metazoa, Mollusca, Gastropoda, Lepetellida, Haliotidae. Gene Ontology annotation, biological process: transcription preinitiation complex assembly; transcription initiation at RNA polymerase II promoter. The record is from RefSeq and is a predicted model, not a curated record. The transcript has a single exon. Bases 144 to 1355 code for a protein of 403 amino acids. Gene Ontology annotation, molecular function: TBP-class protein binding; RNA polymerase II general transcription initiation factor activity.